GUGUAAUGCAACAUUUGGAUUUAGCGAAGCAAGAUGAAGGCAAAAUUUGGAUUCGGAAGCCAAUGCCUUCAUCAGAUGAUGGAAUAAUGAUCAAGAUAGAAAACCGCAGAGGUGGUGCGUUGGCAUUAGAAGGCAAAACUAUCCGCGCCUUGCAUGUAGCUUUUGACAAUUUCGGCGAUUGUUUCAUCAUGGGCGACCAACAUGGACAAAUUUAUUAUUUCGAUCUGAACAAGAAUCGAAUGAAAUUGUGUCAGCGUUUGGGGUCUGCAGUUACAGCACUGUCAUUUAGCACACGUCAUAAAAAUGAGUUCCUAGUUUGCUGUGCCGACAAUUCGAUGAAGUGUUUCAACAUGGAGACGAGAGACUUGCUAGGCUGGAUGAAAGGACACUCUUCGGCUAUCAAUAACAUUUCAGUCCACUCCUCGGGAAAAUACGCGCUCACGACUUCAAACGAUGUCGCACAGCUUUGGGAUUUGGAUACGUUCUCGAGGAAAAGGAAGUUAAAUAUACGGGAAAACGUGGGUAUUCUGAAAGUAUUCUUUCUUCCACUGAGUAACACCAUCAUAACUUGUUUCAAGGAUGAUUCUAUAUUCGGCUGGGAAGCGGAUACGCUGCAAUGUAAGUUUCAACUACCGGUACCCGUAGAAGAAAGGUCACAAUACCUAACUGUUGCUAUUUCAUCGGAUAGCCGGUUCCUGGUUGCAGGUGGUAGAAGCCAGUUCCUUCACGUCUAUACGCUGGAUUCACGACGUCUCUUCAGAAUUAUCCAAUUACCAAAUAAAGUAAAAUCAGUGAAGCAACUCAAUUUUCUACCUGAAAAAUUUGGCGACGGCUCAAAUGAAAUGCUGUCGGUUCUUAGCAAAGAUGGCAUUCUUCGUGUUAUUCAUAUACAUAAUUGUAAUCUUCUGUUCGAUGUUGGUGACGCACAGAAUCCGAUUCUGAACUUCACCUCAAGUCCAAAUGGAAAAUACAUUAUAGGAGUGAUGGAUAGCGGUUCUCUCCAUGUGUUCAGUGUUAAAAGCUUAACAUCACAUUUGAACAAAGCGCCAGUGCCGUUACUGAAAGUUGUAUCAGAAGGAGCCACUGGAUCCAAGAAGGUUCUAGAAGAUUCUAGAGCUACUUAUAGUUCAGCGCCAGUAUCAACCGCCAGAUCGUCGUGUUCAACCUUGAAAACCAUACCUCCCCCUGUAUCAUCGGCGAGAUCAGCUCGAACCGAUGUAACAUCGGAAUCGUCAUCAGCAUACCCGUCCUAUAAUGUCAUGACAGAACCUUUCGAGCUGAAAAAGUUGAGAAGGAUUCUGAGAGCUUACGGAGAGUAUCCAGCUAAGUACAGACUGUUUAUCUGGAAAAACUUAUUACAGUUGCCCGAGAAUCACGAAGCAUUCAGCUGUCUCGUAGACAAAGGAACUCACUCGGCUUAUCUCAACCUUCACGAAGACUACCCGAUGAAAAGCCGAAAACUUCUGCGUGUGCUUCAGAGAACUUGCUCAAGUCUCGCCCACUGGUCGGCAAUUUUCGGAGAAGUUAAGUUUCUACCAGUGAUGAUCUUCCCUCUUGUCAAGUUAUUCCAAAACAAUGCGCUGGUCUGCUUUGAAGUUUCAGCGACUGUUCUUUUGAACUGGUGUCAGCAUUGGUUUGAGUUCUUCCCGAACCCUCCAAUCAAUAUUCUUGCCCUGGUCGAAAACCUUCUUGCCCAUCAUGACAAAGUUCUUCUAAAUCAUUUCAUCACUUACAAAGUUACGUCACAAAGAUACGCUUGGCCAAUGUUAGAAUCACUUUUCUCCGAAGUGAUGACAAAACAGGAAUGGCAGGUCCUCUUUGACAACAUCUUCUCGAAUGAGCCGGGUUACAUUUUGUACGUUGUUGUCGCUUACUUGACAGUUUGCAGGAGUCCUUUGCUCGCGAUGACGGAACCAGAAGACUUCGACUACUUUUUCAAACACAGAAACGCGGCCAACAUACGAUCGGUUAUCAAAGAGGCAAAUCAACUAGCUGACUGCACGCCUGAUAAUGUUAAUCCAAUCAAACUUCUAGAUGGAUUCAUGCCUCUUUCGGUUGGUCAGUAUCAGGCAUUCAAUAAGUACCCUGACUUCGUUGUCGAUUUCGAGGCUAAAGAGCGCGAGAAACUGAAAGAUGACGAGGUUGAAUAUCUGAAAGAAAAGCAAGUAGCGAGUGACUUGAAGAAAGAAUUGUCGAAGAAAAUAAGCGACGUCGAGGAGUGGUACAAGCAACAGGAGCAAGUGUUGGCAGCAGGAGAACAACGAAAACAGCUGUGGAAAGAAGAGGCGAAAAUUAGGGAACAACUCGCGCGGCUGGAGAGUCUGAAACAGUAGAACACAUCAGAGAAAAAAGUGAAUCUAGAAUUAAUGCGAAAUCUUGACAAUAAUUCCUCGUGCUGAUCGUUUUCCUAUCAUCGAUUAGUGUAAAUUUGUAAAUAGUGUUUCUAUGGAAAUAAUCAUUCGUUUAGCAUCAGUUUGUACUUUAAAUAACUGUUUGGUACUUAAUUUUUUGAAAAAAGCAGGUCGAGUACA
Messenger RNA from Symsagittifera roscoffensis, 2531 nucleotides. RefSeq names its product TBC1 domain family member 31-like. The transcript has a single exon. The coding region runs from base 6 to 2333 and encodes 775 amino acids. Gene Ontology annotation, molecular function: protein binding. Gene Ontology annotation, cellular component: centrosome. The record is from RefSeq and is a predicted model, not a curated record. Lineage: Eukaryota; Metazoa; Xenacoelomorpha; Acoela; Convolutidae.